This is a messenger RNA of Daldinia childiae, 1005 nucleotides long. RefSeq lists its product as uncharacterized. The transcript has a single exon. Bases 1 to 1005 code for a protein of 334 amino acids. The record is from RefSeq and is a predicted model, not a curated record. NCBI's taxonomy places the organism in Eukaryota, Fungi, Ascomycota, Sordariomycetes, Xylariales, Hypoxylaceae.
AUGCUCGAGGACGGAUCUGAUCAGGAUGUAGUCCUAGUGACACAACUACCAUCAGACUCUUGGUUUGAAGCUUUUGCUUUGCGGCCCAAUGGCAAAAUUCUAGCCUGUCGACUAGACGAACCCGAAUUAUACACAUUUAACCCCGAAGACUCAAAUUCGACACCUGAGCUGCUGCAUUCCUUUGAUCGAAAUGCGAACGGUCUUGUCGAUGCGGAUCCAAUACCGGGUACGAAAGAUGAAUAUUUCGUCCUUUCAACCGUUAGUGAUCUAGUUAAUGUCGAAUUCAACGAUUUUAUCAUAUGGCGCGUAGCGCUCAGCCCGGACGACAGCAAUCCGCCCAAAGUCACCAAAGUAGCCGAAAUCCCAAAUGCAGGCCUCUGCGCAGCCGCCGUCGCCAUUUCAGAUCGCGUGGUGAUAAUACCAGACUCAACUAAGAAUUGCAUAUGGCAUCUCGAUACACAGACAGGUCAAUCAUCAAUACUCAUAGCCGACGAUAGUAUGAAGAUUGCAAAUGGCGAAGGAAAUUUCUUCGGUCUUAACCGGAUAUGCAUCACAGAUGAAUUUAUAUGGUUUACGAAUACCAGUGCUGGUACAUUAUGUCGCAUCCCAAUUGAACGAGUUCAAGAUGAUCCAUCUGUAGGAAUCCGCAUAACAGGACCUGUGCAGAUUCUUACUGAUGAGAUCACUGACUGCGACGGGCUGGUUCUUACACAAGAUGAGACUGCGGCCUACACGUGCAGUUAUAAGGAUGGGUUUAUCUGGAAGGUUAACAUUGAACCAUCGACCGGCAAGGCCACGACAAGUGUUGUCUUGCGAAACUUAGCCUCGCCAACAGCCGUCGAGCUAAAUUACGUCAAUGGCAAGCCGAAAUUAUUUAUUGUGUGCUGCGGGGAGAUCCAGAUGGCUUGGAUUCAGGAUAAAGAAAACCCCUGGAGCGAUAUUGUAAAUAUUAAUGCGGCGGUGACGGUUCAAGUUGAGACUCGGGAAGUUGUUGAGACUGUUUGA